AUGUCGUCGUCCGGCGCUCCUGCCGCUCCUCCGGCUUCAGUUGCGUCGGCCUUGGAGUCUUCACAUCCUCCUGCGCGAGAUGAGGAGUCCGCUGAGUUGGUAAACUCGGCGUCCCGGGCUCGCGGGGUCAGCGAUGGGCAGGAACACCCUGUUAUCGAUCUGACAACUUCCCGUGAGUUCGACCGGGAGUCCGAGCCGGCAUCUCGCACUUCUCCUCGCCGCUCGCCGAGUCCGCGUGGUGACACCACUUCGGGCGCCGCCGACCUUGGUCGGUCGGACUCGGCUGGGCCGGUGAGUCUCGACUCUCUCGCUGCGCUGAUCCAUGCGCAGUCCGAGCAACGCCGCAUCGAGAACGCGGACUUGGCUCGGCUGUUGUCGUUCGUGAUCACUCGUCCCGCGCCGGCGGCUGAUAGAGAGGUUCGCCGAGCUGCCCUCGAGGCGACGUCCGUCAGCGAACUCGUGAGCCUCCUUCGCGGUCAGCACCAACCUCCAAGUCAAGCUAGUGACGUCGCUGCACUGAGGGCGGCUGUGAAGGCUGGCCUUGAGGAACGGUUGAAGACUGUCGAGGAAGAACGUGACCGAUGGAAAGCCGAGUCGAAGAAAUCGUCCCCCCUCCUGACCAGCUUCCGGAAGGCGAUGGCCGAAUCUGAAGCUUCCUUGAAAUCGGCCCGCAAGUCUCAGGAUGAUAAAGUGAAGUCGGCUCUCGCUCACGCUAAGGAUCUCGGCAAACAGCUCAGGGAGCGCGACUCGGAAAUUGAGCGCUUGACUCAACUUCUUUCGGCUCGUCACGCUGAGUACGCUGUGCUCCAGGGGAUCUCGACCAAGCACUUCGAGCAACUGCAGGAGUCGGCUCGGCUACUCAUUUCUGGAGACGCCCAAUCUCUCCGUGAUGCCAAGGCUACUAUUAAACACCAGCGUGAGGUCAUCCUCCGGCAGAAGCGCGUCAUUUCUCGCAUGGGUCUUUUACCCAUGCACGAUCCUCACAUGGCUGCUGCAGCUGCAGCCGGCCGGAUCCUGGCUCAACGUUUCCCGGAGGUGAUGGACAUCCCGGCUGGAGAGACUCGUCGAGUCGAGUUGACCAUCCACCCGCGAGCGGACGGUGCCGCUACUACUCUGCCAGCGCCCGUGAACUCGGCUGGUUCCUUCCUUGGACAAUCAACUCGGCUGACUGGGGCUGAGGCUCCGGCCCCUCCAAGCGAGUCUCCCGCAUCAUCUGUCGCCAAUCCUGUGUCGGCUGGUGCGGUUUCUACGCCUGUGUCCACUUCUGCUUCGCGCCGUCGCCGCAGCAAGUCGUCGGCGACGGCGGCUGGUUCUCGGCGCACGCCCAAGAAGCCACUCGAGCAGCCGUACGCGUGUCCACUUCCUGGUGAGGUCGGCCAUGAAGACGCGUUGGUUCAGCUUGAAGAGGCUGCUAAAGAGACUGACGCUGCAUGCGACCUAUCGCUCCGGCCGAGCUUGAACUUAGCCGGGUUGGCUGUCGACGAUGUGAAUGUGGAGGCCGGCGACGAGAUUCACUCACUGGAAGAGGACCUCUCGUUCGAGUUCAACGAAGUGUCUGAUUCCGCCGAGCUUCCAGGGGGGCCCGCCGGCCCGACCGUGAGUGUGCCGCCCGUGCAACUCGUGCCUUACCCUUCCUCCCCGGUGCAGACGCCUUCAAGCGGAGUGGCAGUUGUAUCGGUGCCUGGAUCUGUUGACAUUGCUGCAACUCCGUCCGCUUUGUCGCUUCCUGCCUCGGUUCCGUUCCCGACUUGUGUCCGGUGGGUUCCUCCCUCGACCAGCGUGCCGAGCUCGGUUGUGGUGACAUCAACUGUCGGCGUCGGAGGACAACCGGGUUCCUCUGCUCCCGGUCCGGCGCUUGUUACAACGCACGCUGUGAUUGCGCCGAGCUCGGCGGCUGGAGUCUCGGCUGCGGGUACAAUUCACAGCUCCGCUGCACUUCCGCUUCGGGUUUCGCAGUCUUCUCCCGGCUCGGCUGCUCACCGGCUCUUGGCCUGUACUCGUUCCCAGUUUACCAAUCAAGCCCAGAGUCGUCGUGGCCUGUCCGGGGUGGUAUCGACUGUAGUCACCCCAAUGCCGAGCACUCCGUCAGUGGUCUCGACCCGGCCAGCGGUUCUUCCGAGCUCAGCUGGGAUGACUUCUCCAUCGGGUCGCCCUUUACGCUCCACUGCGGCUACUGCACGAGUGUUGAACGCUCACUGCUUGGAUCUGUUAGAGACUCCUGACUAUCUCGUCUUCUGGUCCGCUCGGCGUAGCUCUUCCUCUUGUUCGUCGGGCUCGGCUCUUGGAUUGAAUGCUCCUGGGACCUCAGCACAUCCGUUGUCUGUGUCCGACAGCUCUGAGUCUGAGGCUGACGACCCUGGAUCUGCUGACGAGCUCAGUUCGGCCGACCCUGACGCAUCUCGCCGGGCUUCGUUAGCUUCUGCGCUCCCACCUCCGCACGGGAAGCUCCAGAGCUACAUGGCUGCUCGUCAAUCGCCUCUCGUUCCGUCCAGCGAGUCAGGUGACUCAGGCUCACAGCCGAGUUCCAAGAAGCAGAGCGGUAAGGGCAAGCGCAAGCGGAGGCGCAAGCACAAGCUCAAGCACAAACACAAGCACAAGCACAAACACAAGUCGAAGUCGAAGUCGAAGUCGGCAGGGUCAAAGAAGUCGAAGAGGUCUGCGUCUCCGGACUCGGCUAAGGGCCUCCGCCUGUCCAAGCGUCAGCGAGGUUUGACUGGGGACUUGGCCGUCGGUCCGACUGAGGUUUCUGCCGCUUCCAGCUCGACUAAAACCUCGGCUGGGAGCUCUGGCAUCCCAUCGAGCUCGGCUGUUUCGCCGUCGCCUAUUUCUGCUGGUCCAGCUUCAACCCUGUCGGUGCCUAUCGUGACCGCUCAUGACGCUGGCGCCCACGUUCUCCCUCAGUUGGCUGCAGCUUUACGCUAUUCGCUCGCUCAGCUGCGCACUCGAGCUGGCCAGGCGGUCGGCCGAGAUGCCCGGAUCACUCCCCAGCUAGCUCAGCUGAGUGACAUCCGCUUCGUUCAUUACGGGUCUCGGUGGUGCUGGGAGACUAUCCUCAGCCAUCAAACGGCCAAGGUCACUGUGGAUGACGCGUCGGGGAAGGGUAGUGUGCCGGUUACGCUCUGUUCCCUCGCUGGUAUUAAAGCGUUCGCGGACGUCUACCAUCCGGAUCACCCGGCUCAGCGGCUCCUUCGUCUGCUUCCCAAGACUCCCAUCUUCUUCUCCCCUCAAGUCCUCAACGAUGCCAAGCGCCGGUUGACGAACUCGGUGAAGUCGGUGACCUUGAUGGAGCGUCUCGCAGAAGUGUUCGUGAAGAUCCGCGGGGAGGCUCCGAACUCGGUUUGUGACAAAGAGGGUCCUACCAAGUUCUUCGUAGCACUGUUCGAGCGGUGUCACUGGAUGGUCGAGUCGAGUGUGCUGAUGGGGCUACAUCCGCCUUUUCACACGGGGCUUCCGUAUCACGUGAUAGCCGAGAUGUAUGACACGUGGGUGCUGUACAAGUUGGCUCGCAAGCGUCGAGGCGAUGCCCUCCGAAGUCUCAUGACUAUCCUGCCGGACGACCUGUUCACUGCAGUGAUGAAGCUUUUCGGCGGGCUUGCUGCCCCGGAAAUCGACGCGGAGCUCUUCUUCGAGCCGUCGGUCCCGUUGUAUCCGCUGGUCAACCUUGCUUGGAUUCCUGCGGGCAGAGACUGGUUUGCUGAAGCCAAGUCUAUAGACGACUCCGAGCCUUGGCGAGCUUGGUUGUUGACCGACCCAGCGACGCACCCGUACAACACCUGCUUCCGGACGCGUAACUUGGAAUUCAUGGUUGUCGCUCCCGCUGGUGUGGAUCCGCGCCUAGUCGAGGAUGCUGUCGAUGAAGAUGUGGACCUCGACGAGCCUGCGCCUCCCCAGAUUUCGUCAAGUGCUCCGACUCCGGUCAACCGUGCAGGAAUCCACAUCUUCCAAGGUUGUGAAGCUGGUGAGCUCGGCUGGGCCGCUGGCGAUGCGGAUCCGGCGUCUCCGUUGAUCGGGUCGCCUAACGUGUGCAGCCCUUCUCCCACGGCUUCCCUCUUUGGUCCGGCGUCGCCUGGGUCUCCAGCUGAGUCGAGCGCAGGAUCGAGUGUCCCUCUGGCUAACAACUCGGCUAUUCCGGCUUCAAGCUCAGCGGACUCGGCUGUGCAGACUGCGGGAGCAGCGGAUAGCUCGGCCGGCUCAGCUACGAACACUGGAGGUUCGAUUGGUCUCCUCGCAGCGGCUGCUGCUACCGUCGUGUCCUCUGCCGCGCAUUCACAGGGUCCUUCGUCUCCGUAA
Messenger RNA from Phytophthora sojae, 4290 nucleotides. RefSeq lists its product as hypothetical. NCBI's taxonomy places the organism in Eukaryota, Oomycota, Peronosporomycetes, Peronosporales, Peronosporaceae. The transcript has 5 exons. The record is from RefSeq and is a predicted model, not a curated record. Bases 1 to 4290 code for a protein of 1429 amino acids.